Trypanosoma theileri is the source of this 1404-nucleotide messenger RNA. RefSeq lists its product as uncharacterized. The coding region runs from base 1 to 1404 and encodes 467 amino acids. Lineage: Eukaryota; Euglenozoa; Kinetoplastea; Trypanosomatida; Trypanosomatidae. The transcript has a single exon. The record is from RefSeq and is a predicted model, not a curated record.
AUGACAACGAUGUUCAUCCAACUGCGCCGUGUCGUGUACCUGUUGGUUCUUCUGCACUUCUGUACGUGUGUGGGUUUCGCUGACGACGACGAUAAAAAAAAAAAUGGUGAAAAGCAUGCGGAAAAAAUGGUGGAUUGGUUGAACAAAGUUGAUGUACAAUAUCCCGGGGCAAAAACUUGUCAGAGAGUGGGAGACAGCAACAAUGAGAAGUACGCGGAAAUAGCUACGAAGGUCUGGAAAGUUGCCGACGAUUUGAAACAAAGUGCCGAUAAGGCGAGGAAACUUGUGAAAGAACUGAAUGAGAGUGAUGAGGGUCGGCAUGGAGAUAUUGCACGUCAACUGAAUGAACACGUGGAUGUGGUGACCACAAGAGUGGAGGAAAGCAAGGAAGUUAUUGCCGCAGCACGAGAAGCACGUGAGGAAGCGAGGGUGUUGGUUGGUUGUACGGUUUUCCUUGGCAACUUGCAGGAUCUGAGAUCGGAGAACAAAAAGGAGGCUCUAAAGUACUGGACGCGAGAACUCGAGGAAAAAAACAAGGAGUUAAAGUUGCUGGAAUGGGGAGAUCUUAUUAACAGGACCAGAGCCAAGGAAGCGGAGGUGGAUAUGCUCGUGCAAAACCUUACGUUCAGCAUAAGCCGCAGUAGAGGUAUCUCGAACGAAGUAGCGCAAAGUUUGGCAAAAGCGGUGGCCGCAGCGGAAGAGGCGGUGGACCGGUUCGAGAAGGUGAAGGAAAAUGUCAACGUCUCAAAUACAAGAGGAGAUUAUGGACCAAAGGUGGAAAAACUAAAGAACGAGAUGAACACCACAAUGGGAGUCAAAGAGAAGAAGAUGAUCCCAGACAAGGAUCCAUCAGUAAAUCUAGUUAAUGGCGGGGAUAUCACGACGAAAGAGGCGAAAUGGAAAGAUACGGUGGAAUUGAAUGUGGGGGCGAGUCCCGUCACCGGGGCGCUCGUUCGGGAACACCCGAAGAAAGGGAAGGACAGUACAAUUGCGAAGGAAUUAAACCGGGUAUUGGAGGAGGAAAAGGAGAACUUGAAAAAUAAAAAAAUUGAAGAAAAGAAGGCUUUCGAGGAAAUGAAACGGGCGGAGAUAAGGCGGAAGGAAGAGGAGAGACGGGCCGAGGCGGAGAGGAAGAGAAGGGCGGAGGAAGAGAAGGCGAGACUGGAGAGGGAGAAACAGGAGAAAAAGGCGAGGGAAGAGAAGGCAAGGCAGGAAAGAGCCGAAGAAGAAAGGAAGAAACGGGAGAAACUCGCUGAAGAAGAAAAGGAAAGAAAGGCAAAGGAAGAUGCGGAAAGGGCGAAAAAUGCCAAAAAGAAGAAAGACAACAGUGUCCGUCUUGCAUUGAUGCACAGUCCCUUAUUGUUGCUUCUGCUUUGUUUCUUGGGUUGCACUGUCGUGUGCUGA